Messenger RNA from Rosa chinensis, 1172 nucleotides. RefSeq names its product endo-1,3;1,4-beta-D-glucanase. NCBI's taxonomy places the organism in Eukaryota, Viridiplantae, Streptophyta, Magnoliopsida, Rosales, Rosaceae. Gene Ontology annotation, molecular function: hydrolase activity. The record is from RefSeq and is a predicted model, not a curated record. The transcript has 7 exons. Bases 149 to 883 code for a protein of 244 amino acids.
CCAAAAUAGAAUUCCCAAAUGUUGCUGGAAGCUGUCUACUUUUCCAACAGUACUGCAAGCAGAUCCCAGGUCAAACCUUUAGUUUUUCCUAUAAAUAGAGAAACGGAGUCUGUGUUUGCUCACUUUCUGAUUCAGACAUACAGAAAGAAUGUCAGGCCCUGCGUGCUGCUCAAACCCUCCAGCCCUUAACCCAGCAAGUGGUUCCGGCCAUGUUGAAAAGCUUGCUGGUCUGGACUCCUAUGUCACUGGCUCUCCUGACUCCAAGCUUGCCGUUCUUCUCAUUGCUGACAUUUUUGGCUAUGAAGCUCCACUCUUGAGGAAGCUCGCAGACAAAGUUGCAGCUGCUGGGUUCUUUGUUGUGGUACCUGAUUUCUUUUAUGGAGAUGCUUUUCCUGGUGAUGCCGGACCAGUUGGAAACUCUUCUGCUCUACCUAUUUGGUUAAAGACACAUUUACCGAUCAAGGCAUCUGAAGCUGCAAAACCAUUACUUGAAGCCUUAAAGAGUAAAGGUGUUUCUGCAAUUGGGGCUGUAGGCUUCUGUUGGGGAGCCAAGGCUGCGGUUGAACUUGCAAAGUAUGAUGACCUUCUCCAUGCUGCUGUCUUGUGCCAUCCUUCAUUCGUCACUGUGGACGAUUUCAAGGCGGUUAAGGUUCCCAUUUCUGUACUUGGAGCUGAGAUUGAUCCGAUUUCGCCACCUGACGUCGUGAAACAAUUUGAAGAGGUUUUAACUGCAAGACCUGAGAUCAAAAGCCAUGUGAAGAUAUUCCCAAAAGUGCAACAUGGGUGGACCGUGAGGUACAACGCUGAAGAUGAGGCUGCUGUUAAGUGUGCUGAGGAGGCUCAUCAAGACAUACUGGAUUGGUUCUUUAGCCAUGUCAAAUGAAUCGUAUCAUCACUCAAGUUCUGUUUUAUUGUCACUUAUGAUGGGGAUGGGAUCAAUAUCUGUACCCUAUCUUAUCGAAUGCUUUUUGUUUUAUGAUGAUUCAAUAAUGGAUGUAGUAAUGGAUGUAGUACUGCUCAGACUGGUAUGUAAAUCUUUUUAUGUACCAAUAUGUGUGUACAUUGCUUAUGUAAAGGUUUACAGUGAGUAUUGAAUGAUGCUUGUAAAACUCCUAGAACUGAUGUUUCCUGAGAUGGUAAGACUUCAACUUAUGCUCAUUUAAGUUUGGUGA